CUACACACAAGUGAGUGACUGGAUGCUCGGAUCGCUAAUAGACAUACCCACAUUAAGAAUGAAACUACACUGCACACUGGCCCAGCCUCGAGUCCUUGUUUUGGAUGUCAGUGGCAGCAACAUGAGUGAAUCCGCACAAGACAGAGUGCCGACGGCAGUGAACCUCCACCUGAACGGGACCGCAGCUUUGGAGCAGCAAGACGAGAACAUGAGCUCCGGCCUGUUUGAUAUCAAAGUGUUCAACGUUGUGAUGAUUACUUUGGCCUUUUGUAUACUUGCCAUCACUGGCUUGUACUGCAUUACCGUCUGCUACAACCGUUCCAGGCAGUCAAAAAGAGCACAAUUAUACGAGAGCGCAGUGACCCGAGGCGAGCCGGAGGAUCCCGUGGCAGUCAAAGCAGUGAAGAGAUCGACGAGUUUCAUCAACCCUCUCACCUUCUUCAGGAAACCAGAGGCACCAAAGGACAACUCCCGGAUCUAUUACAUCUACAGUAACCCGCUGCCCGUAGGAGGGAAGGAUGAAGAUGAGGAGGGAGCCAAUAAAGCGAGUGGGAUACCAGAGGAGCAACAGGUGCUCUCAUUGUCUCACUCGUUUCAAGAGUUCGCCAGUGAUCCCAAAAGAGGUGUCGUCCUGGACCCUCCAAUAUUUUACAUGCAGCUUUAGAGGGUGGGAAACAGUUCUAACAAGAUUAGCUAGAGGCACUUGACUCAGUCUGAAAGGUUGGAAGUUUGACACCUCCAGCUAUGUGUAUGAAAACUUCUCACCAAGAUGUGAAGGGCACUACAUCAGUUGUACAACCUAGAUUCAGUAGUCUGUGAUACACUACUCAGAACUACUACUACUACUGUAGAUUUCUUUUGCUCUAAAAGAGUCUGAAUAAUGUAUUCCAUAUGUUUCAUGAACACUCAAUAUAUGCUAAUAGUUCAUCAGAAGUUAUUUCCUCGCACAAAAACAGUAAGCAUAUAAAAGUGCUUCUUGCUUUUGACAGAUCUUUAAUAAAACUGCUGAUGUAAUGUGCUUUACAAAAGAAGCUGGGUGCGAGACAUGGAGAAACAUGAGAAAAUACAAACGUUUAUCACUGCAGAGCAAUCAACAGUAAUCCUGGGCAAAAUGAUCACACAAGAGUUGGUCCUCAGAUGAUCAGCUGGGUCUCUCUGAUCAGCCACUCUAAUGCCUCCUGCCUACCCUGCCUCUCCAACUCUGCUCCAACCACCUCCCGACACUUCCUGUGGUACUCAUUCACCCAGUCCCGCUGCAGGAGAGGAGAGCCAAGAGUCAAACCACAUAUACACGGCAUCAUGUAAUACAGGAUUUCAAUAACAUUGCAAGCUGAGAAUGUUCAUAUUCACCGCACAGAAUAAAAAGCUGAUA
Messenger RNA from Neolamprologus brichardi, 1372 nucleotides. RefSeq lists its product as uncharacterized. The record is from RefSeq and is a predicted model, not a curated record. Lineage: Eukaryota; Metazoa; Chordata; Actinopteri; Cichliformes; Cichlidae.